This is a messenger RNA of Macrosiphum euphorbiae (potato aphid), 1710 nucleotides long. NCBI's taxonomy places the organism in Eukaryota, Metazoa, Arthropoda, Insecta, Hemiptera, Aphididae. The record is from the annotation of a GenBank genome assembly.
AUGAAUGGGGUAAAGGAUUACGAGAAAAAACAUCAGAAAAAUUUUUGUUAUACAAUUUCUACGCUUAACACUCCUGACACUUAUAAGAUUGAAGUGCCAGUUCAUAUACCAUUUGAAGGUAGUAUAGAAGAAUUAAGUCAUAGAAUUAUAAAUGGGUUUAACUUACCGUUAUACGUCAUAGAAGAACUAUCGGGUGAGUUACAAAAAUUUGUUGACAAAUGUACAAUUGAAUUUUAUGAUUCCCAAACAAUUGAUGCUAUAGAAAGCAUUAGAAAUGAAAGCAUUGAUGUAGAAGAUAUUGUUAAAUAUUGGGAAAAGGCAUUUCAAGAGGAAACUUUCUCAUUCACUGAUAAUAAAGGACCUAGUAAUGAUCAAUUGUUUGGUACUGCAUUUCACAAAUUAGCUCAUUCGGGACCUUCUUUGGAUGCUAUUCUUCAUAUUGAAUAUGGUUAUGCCCAAGCAGUCCAAGAUAUCAUGAGUAGAAAAUAUAGACAAGUUACAUCUUUGACAAAAACUCAAACCGAAGAGAUGAACUAUGCAAUGGAUGGGUUAAAUAAAUACACUACUGAAGAUGAUAUUAAUGCUUUGGCACUAAAGCACUUUGAUGAUCAAACAUUACUUCAAGGUAAAUGGAAUAGCAGACUUGAUACUUUGAAGCAGGAACAGCGCACUGGGUAUAGAGAAUGGGUUAUGAAAACAGUAGAAGAAAUGCAAGGUGUUGAUGGAUUGUAUUCUCCUAUUGGGAAUUCUCCUAUAAGUAUUGGAUCAAAUGGAUUUACAAUUUCAAAUAUGUCGUUAUAUGAUAUGGAAGAAAGCUUCACUAUACAUCUUGGGUCACAAAUGAAAUCUACCCAUAAUAUUCGCAUUAUGUCAGCAGAUACUUUAAAUCUUUUAAGCUUAACUUUGGAAGAAAACGGAGCAGUUGUACAUCAUCCUCAAAGGUUACAAACAGUACUAGAACUAUAUUCUCAAGAUCUUAAAGGUCUUGUUUUAUUUAUUGAUACAAAUAAUUUAGAUUUCUACUCUGGUCUAGCAAAGGAGUUUUUUGAUAUUUGCGAUGGCAGUACAGAAUUCCACUUUAAUUCUUUGCAGGAUCAAUUAGAAAUCAUCAAAUCUGAUCUUAAAGUAGCUGUUGAAAAUCGGAAGUGCAAAGGACCAGUUAGUAAUUUUUUAUCUCCAGAAUUACAGGCUCGACGAAAUAAAUCAAAACUUUUGCAAUGUGGUGAUGUUUACAUUACAAGACAUUCAAAUCUGGCUUCGGUUCAUCUUGUAUUUCAUAUGGUUAUCGAUGAUUCGUUAAAAUCAGGUGAUAUCAACUCAAGACAUCCAGUAAUCUUGGGAUUAAGAAAUAUAUUGAAAACAGCUUGUUCAUAUGAUAUUACUAUGAUAACAAUUCCAUUAUUUUUAACUCAUGAAAUGACCGAGGACAUGACUGUUCCUUGGUGUCAGAAACGGGCAGAACUAGUUUUAAAGUGUGUAAAAGGAUUUAUGAUAGAAUCUGUAUCAUUAGGUGGAUCAGAGCUGAAAACUAUCCAGUUCCUAGUUCCAAAAGGAAUAUCUGAAGAAGUGUUUGGAAUACUUGCAACAAUGGUUCCAACUAUAUUCAGAGUGUCUACUCCACUUGUGUUUGAAUCAUCAGAGCCAGAAAUUGAGUCACAAACCAAGAACAAAAAGAGUUCAAAAAGUAAACGAAACUCUAAAUCCAAGUAA